CCCCGCGUUGCACAAUGCCCGGGCAAAGUCUCGGAGGGCGUGAGCCGCGGCGCCCCUGCCCCUGGGCGGGGACGCGGGGCGGCCGCGCGGGCACCCCGGCGCGGGCGCUGUCGUCGGGCGCGGGAGCCGCGAGUCCCCCGGGAGCCGCCGCCGCCGCCGCCGCAGCCCCCGCGCCGCUCGCAGGCCGCCGCCGCCGCCGCAGCCAUGGCGGAAGUUCAUAGACGUCAGCAUGCCGGGGUUAAAGGAGAAGCCCCCGCGACAGCCGCCGCGCACAGCCAUGAGCAGGCGCUGGCGAUGGCGCCGGCCGAAACGCUGACCGUCUUCCUCAAGCUGCUGGCCGCCGGCUUCUACGGCGUGAGCUCCUUCCUCAUCGUGGUGGUCAACAAGAGCGUCCUCACCAACUACAGGUUUCCUUCCUCACUAUGUGUUGGACUUGGCCAGAUGGUGGCCACUGUGGCAGUUCUCUGGGUGGGAAAGGCGCUCAGAGUGGUCACGUUUCCUGACCUUGACAGAAAUGUACCUCGAAAGACGUUUCCACUACCUCUACUAUAUUUUGGGAACCAAAUCACAGGACUGUUCAGCACAAAGAAACUGAACUUGCCAAUGUUUACAGUUCUGAGAAGGUUCUCUAUCCUGUUUACAAUGUUUGCUGAAGGAGUUUUACUCAAAAAGACUUUUUCUUGGGGUAUUAAGAUGACUGUAUUUUCAAUGAUUAUUGGAGCCUUUGUAGCUGCCAGCUCUGAUUUGGCAUUUGAUCUGGAAGGAUAUGUUUUUAUUCUGAUAAAUGAUGUCUUGACAGCAGCAAAUGGUGCAUAUGUAAAACAAAAGUUAGAUUCAAAAGAGCUGGGAAAAUACGGUCUGCUCUAUUAUAAUGCACUGUUCAUGAUCCUGCCCACCCUGGCCAUUGCGUAUUUUACAGGAGAUGCGCAAAAGGCCAUGGAUUUUGAAGGCUGGGCCGAUACCCUCUUUCUUCUGCAGUUCACCCUCUCCUGUGUGAUGGGGUUUAUCUUGAUGUACGCCACAGUACUCUGCACUCAGUAUAAUUCUGCUCUUACAACUACAAUAGUUGGCUGUAUUAAGAAUAUAUUAAUAACUUAUAUUGGAAUGGUCUUUGGUGGAGAUUAUAUUUUCACAUGGACAAACUUCAUUGGCUUAAAUAUCAGCAUUGCUGGCAGCUUGGUGUACUCCUACAUCACUUUCUCCGAAGAGCAGCUGAGCAAACAGUCAGAGGCCAGUAACAAGCUGGACAUUAAAGGGAAAGGAGCGGUCUGACCAGCCGGGACAGUGCUCUUGAUCACGAAGACAAGCCCAUUUCCUUUGCACUUGUACAAUCUGAGGAUUGACUGCUGCCUUUUAAACGUUUAUGAUGAGAGAAAGUUCUAAUUGACUCUGUGAUAGAUGUGCCAUUUGAAUGAAUUAUUUAUCAGACUGGAAAAUGUACUGGCAUUUUAAUUUAUUUUUCUUCUAUGCUGACAGUGAGACAUCAGUGUUUUGACAAUACUUUCUCCCAGCACCGGAGACGCAGGUAUCCCCGGGAGCCGCGUGGUGAACAGCCCUCCAGCGGGAGGCGCGCUGGCCUGCCUUCAGCUCCAGGUGCAGCCGCGUACCUGACACUUCUUUCAUUUUUCUUUCUUUGCCUUUUGGACCAUACCCAGCAGCGCCGAGAGGCGACUCCCAGUGGUGCUCAGGAACCGAGUCGUGCUGGCCGUCGCACUCGGGCCUCCUGCACGCCAAGCCUGCACUCCAGCCCGCUGGCCUGUCUCUCCAGUGCUCAGUCGUAUUUUGUCAAGGUCGCUUUUGCUUCCUAAGGAGAGCGUCAGUGCGUUUGUAAAGGUCGCUAGCUUUUCACUGGGGACUGGGGGCUUGCCCGAGGGCUGUGGGUCAGCAGCAUGGUGUGCGCCGCAAACGCGUCCGCUCUGGAUUGGAUCGCUGGCACUGAAGUGCAUUGAUUUUCCUUUGGUUUCCCAGAACUGGAGAUGAGCAGAGCGCAUUUCUGGAAACUGUUAUUCCCUCUCUCAGGACGGUGCUAAGUGCGGGGCGGGCGAAGUCAGGCUUUUAGACUUUGUUCGAGCUGAUCCGUUCGCUCACCUCGGUGUCUUCAGUAGGGCAAACGCGCCCGGUGUUGUGCUAAGUGCUGAGGGUACUGAGCUGCCUUGGCGGUAGUUACACAAGCUCAGGCUGCCGUGGUGCCUGGAGAUAAGAUAGAGAAGUAGCUCUGUUGGUGAAUUCGGAAGAUGUGAGUGUGACUCGGUGAUGGCCUUUCUUCAGCUCUCAGGACCUUCGGGUCUGAGUGGGUUAGACGCGCGGGCCCCGCCGACCUUCCCUUCCGAGUCCGAGUGCCUCAGACGCGGCGCGGGUGAAGAGCUGCAGCCUGCAGCCUGCGGCCCGCCCCUCUCUGUGGUUUGUCUGAGGAAAUUGCAUCUGGUGAUCCAUGAUGUCAGCCUGACCUCUGCCGAGUUUGCCCGGUGACCAGCGGCUAUAGAGCCACUUAGGGACCCCGCCCUGCCCGUGUCUGGUUACAGGUUUGGACGCAGACUGGACAGGCCAGCUAGACUUGGAGUGUGUGUUGCUCACAGGCAGGCCUGACAGCGCACUCGAGAUUUGCUUGGUGCCGGGCAUCGCCUGUAUGUGGGGACUCUGCCCCGGUGUGAUAAGCCGACACGGCAAACAUUCUUGGAGCGCUGGGCUGCCUCCUGGAGGGGGUGGGGCUGCAGGCACUCAGUCCUUCACUCCCUCCUGCAGACCAGCUGGGGAGACCUCCGAGAGCAGAAUUCGGUGAUGGAGGGGCCCCUGACCCUGAGUUGGCCGCAGUGACUAACCGGAGUUGCCGUGUGUAGGACCCAGCUUCCACGUAGAUGCAGUUUAAACGUGCCCCUCACGCUGCACAGGCUUGGCGUGUUGGGGGAUCUGUGAAAGGUCUCAGUCGGGGUGUUCUGGAAGCAUGCCGGGAUUGGGGGGUCGGCCUGGCCUUGCCUGACGAUCCCCACCCCCUGAGUGAGCAGCGAGAUGCCAAGUAUCUUGUCAUGCGCCAGCACGUGCCACGCCCGGGGGUAACAGUUCUGACACUCCAGAAGCACGCAGUGCAGUUCUUGAGCCAGCCGCUCCAGCAGAGAGGAGCGAGACGUGUCAGAACUGCCCGCAGAGUUGGUGCUUGCUUCCCUUUAAGGAGUGGGGAACCUCCUUUGGAACCUCAGAGCACUUCCCUGACCCCUGCGGUGCCCAGCCACUGGGGGUCACAUCCCCAUCCCCGUCUCCUGCUUCCCUCCAGCUGUGCGCCGGCAGUUUCUCUUCAGGAGCCUCCUGAGUGGGAGGGAACGGUGCAGGACUGCCCGGCACACAGGAGCCCAGCGGCACGGCCUGCUCCUGGGGAGCCAGGGCUGAGGCGGGGGUCCCAGCGCUGGUUAGAGGCUUGAUCCAAGUCGGUUUCCUCAACUCUUCAGACCCUUCCGUUCUGGUCUCAAAACUGUUGAAAUAGCAGUUUCUGUUCAGUUUUUUUUGUCUGUCUUUUUUGGGGGUGCCUACUUGAUCUGGGGUUGGCCAUUUGUGAUACAGGUAGGUUGCACCGGUUUUGUAGAACAAACAAAAUCAUUCUCAUAUUUUGAUGGCAAAUUUCAAAGAAAAAAUUAUUCUCUGCCUUAGAGGAAGUUAAGUUAAAAAUGCCUCACGCUGGGCCAGACAGGACAGGGUUUAAAGUACUUGCCUUGCAUGCCAUCAACCUGAGUUUGAUCUUUGUUUCUGGUACAAUUUUUGGGAUUUUUUUUUUUUGGGUGGGGGGGAGGCUUUUUGCAUCACACCCUGCAAUGCUCAGGGGUUACUCCUGGCUCAGCACUGAGGAAUUGCUCCUGGUGGUAUUCAGGGAACUAUAUGGGAUGCCAGGGAUCAAACCCAUGUCGGCUGUGUGCACGACCAACGCAUACCUGCUGCACUACCUGGCUCCUGGGUUUGAUCUCUGGCACUGCAUGUGUCCCCCCGAGCACUGCCAGGAAUGAUCCCAAGGCACAGAGCCAGGAGUAAGCCCUGAGCAUUACUGGGUGUGGCCCCCAAGCAAAAUAAAAUGUCCCAUGUUGAUCACUUGGGGAAGCUUCUUUUGGCUGGCCCUGCUCCUCCGGUGAAGCCUGACCCCGCGCCAAGUCCUCACGGGCCUCUAGCACCAUCGCUGUCCUCUGACCCCAUCUCCACACUGUUACGAUCGUCACUUUCUUGUGGUGGCAGAAGUUCUCAGAUGUUGGGCUUUUUUAGUCUUUGUGUUUGGAAAAUACUUUUUUUCCUUUUUAAAGAAUCUACUGGUUAGAUUUAUUGUCUCACAAAAAAUGUUUUUAGAGAUAAUUUGGUUUAUAAAUGUUUCUUUCUCGUGCUAAUGACCACAAAUGGUGACCUAUCACAAUAUUUUUUCAAUAGAUUCUAUUUGCCUUUAGUGUUUUUAAAAGGUACUAAAGAUUGAAAUAAUGUAAAUCAGGUGACAUAAACAGAAUGAUUAUGUGCCUAAAUAUUUUUGUAAAGGUGUCAAAAUAAAUACAUUUUCCUGAACACA
This is a messenger RNA of Sorex araneus (European shrew), 4531 nucleotides long. It is a transcript of the gene SLC35D1, whose product is annotated as solute carrier family 35 member D1. Gene Ontology annotation, cellular component: Golgi apparatus. Bases 205 to 1272 code for a protein of 355 amino acids. The record is from RefSeq and is a predicted model, not a curated record. The transcript has 12 exons. Lineage: Eukaryota; Metazoa; Chordata; Mammalia; Eulipotyphla; Soricidae. Gene Ontology annotation, molecular function: GDP-fucose transmembrane transporter activity; antiporter activity.